Menidia menidia (Atlantic silverside) is the source of this 1731-nucleotide messenger RNA. The record is from the annotation of a GenBank genome assembly. Lineage: Eukaryota; Metazoa; Chordata; Actinopteri; Atheriniformes; Atherinopsidae.
AUCAUAUGUUCGAAAAGUAUGGCGGCGGAGACUUUAACAACACUGACUGAGCAAUGGAUACGUGAGAGAUUACAGUUAAAACAUCCAUAUCUCGGUGAUGUCCGAUCACUGAGGCUUCCGGGGACGUGUGAGGAGAAAAUACGACAUUUGGGAAACGCAUUUACAAACUUUAUCCGUCUGAAAUCUCUGGAUCUCUCCUACAAUGCGCUCGUUUCUGUGGAGGGGGUGCAACACCUGAAAAUGUUGGAGAGGCUGAUCCUCUACUACAACUGCAUACCUUCCCUCGAAGAGGUGACAGUGCUCUUUGAGCUUCGGGCUUUAAAAGAGCUAGACCUCAGGCUCAACCCUCUGACCAAGAGCUGCAGAGACUACCGUCCAUACCUGGUGCAUUGCAUGCCCAGCCUGCGAAAACUUGAUGACUGCUCAAUCAGUGACACAGAGCGAAAAGUCGCCAUCGUGCAGUUCUCCUCCGAUCUUCCUCUUCAGCCGAAGGGCUCCUCUCUGAAUGUGGCUGAAAAUCUAAGAAGCAGUGAUCAAAGAUCGGCUUUAGUCAACAGCUUGACCAAGAGGCUUUCUCUUCCCACGGACACUCAGGAUGUUGUGUUAAACUUUGUCACAGCAAGUCACGGAGGCCAAAGUGAAACCAUCUAUGACUCUAUUUACAAUGAAGCAAAUGAACCUAAAGAGAAAGAUCCUGAUUAUAAAGAACAAAGGAGUUCAACUCCAAAACAGGAAUAUGCCAAAUCCAUCCUCAGGCAUCCCUACACUAAACGCGAUAACUCUGAGUCCAAAGGGCAGCAGAUUAAUGAACACACUCACAGAAAUAGCUCUACCUCAUCUAAAGUGGCUGAGAGGCCAAAAGUGUCCUUCUGGCCUUUUAUAGAGAAGCACAGACCUGUUACAGGAAAACAAAAGGACCUGCCAAAACAAAGCCGACAUGUAGCCAAGGGGCAUUUUACUCCAAACCCUGGCCAAAGUGUCGGUCAGGGCUCUUCACUUAUUAAUAUCCGGCCUCCCAGUCCACUGCGCCCUGGUUUGAAUCUGUCUGAUCCCUCUAACCCCAUCUUACAUCCGGCAAGGCUCACCUACGCUAACUUCAACAAGACAGAAGGGAGCAGCCACCAGCAGCCUCAGGCCGAAAAGAAAAAAAGGGGCAGCUAUAGGAAACCCCUGGAAAUGCUUCUCAACCUAGUGGACAAACACUGGAGGGGAGAGAGAUCUCUUCAUCAAAACAACAAUUUCCUGACUCAGGCAGUUCAGAUCCUCUCCAUGAUGGAGAGUGAUAUUUCCAGUCGGGAGGCUGAGGUUAUGACCCUAAGGCGGGAUGUUGACGCACUUAACCGUCAGGCCAUUUCCCGAGAGGAAGAGCACAACGCUGAAACACAGAAUCUCUCUGCCCAACUGGAAGAUGCUCACAAAGCAGCAGGCAAACUUAACGAGCAGCUGCGGAUCGUCUUAGAGGAAAAUGUUGCUCUGCAGAAGCAGCUCAUCAAGUUAGAACGCCAAUAUCUCAAGUCCAUGAUGAAAAGCUCGCCCAUCAGCCAGAUCAGAGAGGCUCAGUCAGAAGUUGAGGAGCUGAAGAAAGAGAUCGAGGGCCUGAGGAACAAAGUGCAAGAGGCUGAGAAAGUUCAGGAGCUCUCAAAUAUGCUGCAAGAAAGCCACAGGUCCCUGGUGGACACCAACACACGUUUGCUGGCUGAGCUGAAGGACGGCGGGGACCAGAGAGACUAA